AUGGUAGCACUUAAAGAUAGCUUUUUUGUGGUCGCUGUGUUUGUUCAAUACGUCGAUGACGAGCUAAUUCAAGGUGAUUGUAGAUGGAUGAUCAAUAAAGGGGUGAGUGACUCAUUCAUGGUUGGUGGUGUAUUUAAUGGUCGGAGACUGCUUCCAAGUAGUCGAUGGAGAAAAUAUAACCUUUCUAUCUCAUUCGAGGAUAUUCCGUGUUUUAAAGUCUUCUCUCGCGCUUAUGCUCAUGCCUUGGCAAGUUGGGCUGUUCGAGAUUUGGAGCUAUGCACAACUCGAAUGGAGUUAUAG
Molecule: messenger RNA, 300 nt
Organism: Plasmopara halstedii
Lineage: Eukaryota; Oomycota; Peronosporomycetes; Peronosporales; Peronosporaceae
Exons: 2
Coding region: 1-300 (99 amino acids)
Source: RefSeq, a predicted model, not a curated record